Messenger RNA from Aspergillus costaricaensis CBS 115574, 2756 nucleotides. RefSeq names its product actin-related protein ARP5. Gene Ontology annotation, biological process: regulation of DNA-templated transcription. Bases 177 to 2435 code for a protein of 752 amino acids. Lineage: Eukaryota; Fungi; Ascomycota; Eurotiomycetes; Eurotiales; Aspergillaceae. The record is from RefSeq and is a predicted model, not a curated record. The transcript has 5 exons. Gene Ontology annotation, cellular component: cytoplasm; Ino80 complex.
CACCAACACCAUCGCAACCUGCGUCAUCCUAUCUUUGACAGCCUUAUCAACGCGCAACUAUCAUCAGCUAGUGGGUAUCUGGUGCACUAACGCUUGCGACACUCACUGCAAUGCAGUGAGCGGUCUUUACCUGGAAGCUUCCAAGUUGCUGCUAAGAGCGCCUGCGUCCAACCACCAUGGCUAUCACCUCGAUCCAGCCGGUUCUACCGACCCGGUUCACGAUCAAUUCGACCGAGAAAGGUGCCAAAAAGCCUCCCCCGGAACCUUACCACGUGAAAGACCAUCCAUUUAAAGGCUACCACCCCCCUCAACCGGAAGGCUACGAAAAGAGCAAGAGUACUAGCGCCAUAGUUAUUGAUAAUGGCUCGAACCUCGUCAAAGCAGGUUGGUCGUUCGACAAAUCCCCUCGAUUCGUGCUUCCUCCUGUGAUGAGCCGAUAUCGCGACCGGAAGCUCAACAAAGCCUGCCAAUUCAUCGGAUACGAUUCCUAUGUAGAUGCGACUACGCGCGGUCAGCUGCGCUAUGCCUUCGACCCUGGCACGAGUGUGGUGGGUAACUGGGAUGUCAUGGAGGGGGUGUUGGACUAUCUGUUCAUCAAGCUGGGAGUUGAUGGUGCCAAUGGAGGUGUUGACAGGCCGAUUGUCAUGACUGAGCCGAUCGCGAACCUCGCCUAUCCCAGAAGGAUGAUGAACGAAAUCCUGUUCGAGUGCUAUUCCGCGCCAUCGGUCGCCUACGGAAUCGACUCCCUGUUCUCCUAUCGGUACAACCGCGGAAAGGACGGACUCAUCAUCUCGUCUUCGCACACAUCGACGCAUGUGAUUCCCGUGCUGAAUAACAAGGCUUUGCUAUCCAACUGCUCGCGACUGAAUUGGGGUGGACUGCACGCAUCGGAAUACUUGCUGAAACUCAUGCGCUUGAAGUACCCGACCUUCCCUGCGAGGAUGACAGAAAGCCAGAUGGAAGACAUUGUGCACAAGCAUUGUUAUGUUUCCAAGGACUACGACCAAGAGCUGAGCCACUAUCUGGACUGGACAGGGCUGGAGGAGCGUGACUGUAUCGUCCAAUACCCUUAUACCGAGCAUGUUGUGCCCGAAAAGACCGAGGAAGAACUCGCCCGGAUUGCCGAGAGGAAGAAGGAAAGUGGGCGUCGGUUGCAGGAGCAGGCCGCUAAGAUGCGGCUAGAGAAAUUGAUGAAGAAGGAGCAGGAAUUGGAGUACUACAAGGACCUACAGAAUGGACUGGCCUCGGAGACGAAGAAGGAAGCCAGGCGCAUUCUCGAAGCGGAGGACCUGAAGGAUGAAGCCCAUCUAGAUCGACUGAUUCGGGAUCUUGAGCGGUCCAUCAAACGAUCCCGGAACCGGGACCUGGGGAUCGAAGAAACCGAAGAGCCCCAGGAAGAGAUGUCAUUCCCGUUAUUGGACGUCCCGGAUGAAGAACUGGAUGAAGCUGGUCUGAAGGAAAAGCGCCAUCAGCGACUAAUGAAGUCCAACGUUGAAGCUCGACAACGCGCGAAGGCAGAGAAAGAGCGCGAGAAGGCUCGCCGGGAAGAGGAGGAACGCCUCGACCGUGAGAAGCGUGAGAACGAUUUCGAGAAUUGGCUCGCUGAACGCAGAGCAAACCGUCAAAACAUCAUGCAAAAGAUCAAGGAACGUGACAGGAUGAAGGCGGAUCUCGGCAAUCGCAAGUCAUUAGCCAGUCAGAUGCGUAUGAAGACCCUCGCCAAUCUCGCUGCUGAUGGGCCCAAGAAGCGGAGGCGUGGCGGGGACGAUGACACCUUCGGUGCCAACGAUGAAGACUGGGGUGUCUAUCGAACGGUGGCUACAGGUGAACAGAGUGAUGAGGAGGAAGAGGAGGACCUUGGAGGCAUGCUUGAUACCGUUGAGAAGGAGCUACUCGAGUACGACCCCGAAUUCACAGAGAACCACACGCUCGCAGCACAAUCCGACUGGACGAAGAGCUUGGUGCACGUCUUCCUGCGGGGCCCCUGGCCCUUUGAUCCCGAAAGCCAACGUGAGGCUCAUCAGCUGCACCUGAACGUGGAGCGAAUUCGCGUUCCCGAGGUGGUGUUUAAGCCGUCAAUUGCGGGCGUUGACCAGGCCGGCCUGUUGGAGAUUGCUGCCGAUAUUGUGAACCAGCGAUUCCCGAACCCUGAGGAGCAAUCGAAACUGCUGCGGGAUGUGUUCCUCACGGGUGGCAACACCAUGUUCAAGAACUUCGACGAACGUCUCCGCAACGACUUCCGCGCGUACCUCCCUGUGGACGCCCAACUCAACGUCCGACGUGCAAAUGACCCGGUUUUGGACGCAUGGAAGGGUGCUGCGCAGUGGGCAUCAGGGUCAGAAUUGGCCAAGUCCUCGAUCACUCGGCAGGAAUACUUGGAGAAGGGCAGCGAAUAUCUCAAGGAGCAUGAUAUGGGCAAUGCCACUACAUGGUAGAUGUCAGGGCCUGUAAUACGCUCUGCCUGCCUAAUACCUAUACAAAGAGGGAUAUCUCGGCUAAUGCGGUUGGGGAUAUACAAGGUUUGGACUGGGAAUGCCUUCGGUGGGUUGUGGAUCAGUGAUGCGACUAAUUCAAACUGCACCACUCAACUAUCAAAGGUGUAGAUGCUGGUAGUGGUGCCUAUCCAGGGCGCGAAGGGACAGGGAGUCGGGCGUACUAAGUCGGAUGAAACAUUCAAUUUCGACGAGGAAUGAUUUGAUAGAUUAAGAUGGCAUGGAUAGUUUCACUUCUUUAUUUCUUACUUUGUAUGCUAUAGU